Pieris macdunnoughi is the source of this 1545-nucleotide messenger RNA. The record is from the annotation of a GenBank genome assembly. NCBI's taxonomy places the organism in Eukaryota, Metazoa, Arthropoda, Insecta, Lepidoptera, Pieridae.
AUGUUGAGACAAGUUGGGUUUGUGUUUUUAAUAUUUGUUAUAACAAAUGUAUAUUCAGCUAAAAUAUUAGCAGUAUUCCCUACUCCAUCUGUGAGUCACCAAGUAGUGUUUCGACCGCUAGCUCUAGAACUGGCCAGACGUGGUCACCAUAUAACAAUCAUAACAACAGAUCCAUUCACGCAAGCAAAAAACCCAAAUAUCACAGAAAUUGACGUCCAUGAUAUAUCAUACGAACUAUGGAAAAAGUACGUCGUUUUGGAUUUGGAAUUUGGGAGAAAAGACAAUAUUUAUCCACAGGUCGAAGUGGUACCGAAAGUAAUGAUGCAUAUUAUUUGUUCGCAACUUGAACAAGAUUCAGUUCAAAAACUGAUUAACACUAAAGAACCCUUUGAUCUUUUAAUAUUAGAAGGUUGGUUGAGGCAAAAUUUGAUAUAUUCUCAUAUUUUUAAAGCCCCCGUGAUUUUGAUGAGUUCCUUUGGAGCGAUGUUUGCAAGAGAUGAAGUCAACGUGGGAGCACCUACACAUCCUUUUCUCUACCCAAUGUUAAUACAACAGAGACUUUACAAUAUGAGUUUUUGGGAGAAAAUUCAAGAAUUAUACAAACGACAGUGGUUUGAUACAUUUUGGUAUUCUAGUGACGCUAAGGAAGUUGCAAUCUUCAGAGAGAAGAUAGAUAAAGAUUUGCCAGAUUAUGAAGAGUUAAGCAAAAAUAUUAACAUGUUGUUUAUAAAUACCCAUCCUAUGUGGAUCAAUAAUCAACCUCUGCCCCCAAACGUAGUAACGCUUUGGGGAAUACACAAACACCCGCAGAAACCAUUGCCGAAUGAUCUUCAAAUAUACCUUGACUCAUCUAAAAACGGAGUAAUAUAUUUAAGUUUUGGUUCCAACGUACUCUCAUCCAUUUUAUCUCCAGAGAAGAUACAAAUUUUUGUGCGCGCUUUUUCUCGGUUAUCAUACGACAUUUUAUGGAAAUGGGAGACUGAUGAACUGCCUGGAAAAUCGGAGAAUAUAAAGAUUUCCAAAUGGUUACCGCAGUCGGAUUUAUUGAGACACCCAAAUAUAAAACUCUUCAUAACCCAAGGAGGUUUGCAGUCAACCGAUGAGGCUAUAACAGCUGAAGUACCUAUGAUAGCUGUUCCAUUGCUCGGAGAUCAGUGGUUUAAUGCAGAGAAAUAUUUAUAUUAUAAAAUUGGAAUGAAACUCGAUUUGGAAACAAUUACUGAAGACGAACUUGAAAACGCUAUUAGGACUGUUAUAAAUGAUACUAGCUAUAGGGAUAACAUCAGAAGAUUUAAUGAUCUAUUACACGAUCAACCACAGAGUGGAUUGGAUCGAGCCGCUUGGUGGACAGAAUAUGUCAUAAGACAUGGUGGGGCGAAGCAUCUUCGAGCAAUUGCAGCUGAUAUGCCGUGGACGGAAUAUUAUGAGAUUUAUUUUGUACUUAAGCUUACUUCACUUUUGCUUAGUAUUAUAUUCGGCGUCUUAGUUGUAGUUUAUCUGGUUUGGCGACGUUUAUUUACGAAGGAAAAGCUUAAGUCUGCUUGA